CAGCAAAGUAUGCACUGCUGACACUGUGCAAUUGAGUCUUAUUCGCUUUACGACCUUUCCUCUUGGAUCUGCCCUCAGUAAUCUUCUAGGAUCUCCUGUUUGGAGUUUGACAAGAUGGCGGGCCAGGGCCAGGGCCAGGGUUAUGGCUACUAUCGGACAGUCAUCUUCACUGCCAUGUUUGUGGGCUACACCCUGUAUUACUUCAACCGCAAGACCUUCUCUUUUGUCAUGCCAUCUGUGAUGGAGGAAAUAAAACUUGACAAGGAUGAUCUGGGUCUGAUCACCAGCAGUCAGUCUGCAGCAUAUGCAAUCAGUAAAUUUAUUAGUGGGGUCCUGUCCGAUCAACUGAGUGCUCGCUGGCUGUUUUCAAUUGGCUUAUGCUUAGUGGGUCUGGUCAACGUGGCCUUCUCUUGGAGCUCCAGCGUGUCCAUUUUUGCCAUCCUUUGGUUUCUGAAUGGUUUAGCACAGGGGCUGGGUUGGCCUCCAUGUGGAAAAGUCCUGCGUAAGUGGUUUGAGCCAUCCCAGUUUGGAACAUGGUGGGCAGUGCUUUCUACCAGCAUGAAUCUAGCAGGCAGUCUUGGUCCAAUCAUCGCCACUCUAAUAGCUUCCAGUUACAGUUGGCGCAGCACCCUGUCACUCUCGGGAUUUAUCUGUGUGGGAAUUUCUGUCCUCUGUCUCAUUCUCAUAAAGAAUGAGCCAGCAGAUGUGGGUUUGAAGAACAUUGAACCAGGAUCCAAGAAAGGGAAGAAGGGUUCCCCAUCUGCAGAUGAGACGACUCUGAAAGAGUUCCUGUUCUCGCCAUACCUUUGGCUGCUGUGUGCUGGGUACCUUGUAGUAUUUGGGGUGAAGACCUGCUGCACAGAUUGGGGACAGCUCUUCUUGAUUCAGGAUAAAGGACAAUCUGCACUAAUUGGCAGCUCCUACAUGAGUUCCCUGGAGCUUGGAGGUUUGGUGGGAAGUAUCGCUGCCGGCUUACUUUCUGAUCGGGCUGUAGCUAGACUGGGGUUAAAGAACUAUGGUAACCCUCGUCAUGGGCUUCUCCUUUCUAUGAUGGCUGGAAUGGCAGUUUCAUUAUAUCUGUUCCGGGUUACAGUCACACCAGGGUCAUCCAAGGUUGAAGGCAUCUGGUCUCUUGGUCUUCAACCUCUUGCUGAGAUGUCUGGUUUCACUGAACAAGAGGUUUGGAUCCUGAUUCUAGGAGCAGUUUUUGGUUUCUGCUCAUAUGGGCCGAUUUCUUUAUUUGGCGUUAUAGCCAAUGAAAGUGCCCCUUCAAAUUUCUGUGGAACAUCUCAUGCUAUUGUAGCCCUUUCUGCCAACAUUGGAGGUUUCCUAGCUGGACUUCCAUUCAGCACCAUUGCCAAAUACUACGGUUGGGACACUGCCUUUUGGGCAGCGGAGAUCACAUGUGCAGUAGUCACUGUACUCUUUUUCCUUUUGAGGAACAUUAAGACAAAGAUGGGGCGUCUUCCCAAGAAAACAGACUGAACUGUAAUCGGUGAACCCGCCCCCUCGGCUAUCCUGCGAGAGGAACAUGAGAGGUCUGGAAAUCAGGGGGAGAGAGAUGUGGCGGGUUCAAUAAGAUUAACUUUUGUUUCGGUAAAAUGUUGCAGGAUUCCAAUUCUGCAAAUCGAAUGAUGUGGCCUAUAAUCUUACAAAAACAUUUCCCGUAACCCAUCCUUAGUUGCCUUCCUAAUAAAGAGACUGUUAACAUCAAACUAAAAUUUAGGAAUAAUGGGAAACAAAUUAAGAUUUAAUUUUGAAUAAGGAUGGACUAUUUUAACCCCUUAAGGACCAAACUUCUGGAAUCAUGUGUGACCAUGUCACGUGUCCUUAAGGGGUUAAUCUGCAUCGUUCUUUGGGAUAUAUGAAUGAUGGUAGAAUAUACCCCUUCAAAUGUUCUAUCAGGUUUAAUAACUAGCCUAAUUAUUUUAUUAGCCUCCAGCGAAGUUACAGAUGUGACAACCCAAGGGAAACAAAUUGAUCUACAGCAAACAAAGAACCAAGUCUACUAACUGACUUACCUGGUGUUUAGUUCAGGACACUGUUAAUGUAGGAAGAAGCUGAAUAUCAAGCAAGCAUUGCACUACGUCAGUCUGCAAGUAAAGCACAAUAACUGGAAGACAAAUCCCGUCUAUCACACAAUGAAUUUUGUGAAGUUCUCCAUUUCAACGAAGGCAUAUUUUCCACUCUGAUGUAAAUCAUCUGUUUAAAUUUAUUGUAUGAUAUGAGUUAAUAUAUUUUGCAAACUGUUAUAGAAGAAAAUAGCACCUCAGUUAUGCAAACAUCAAUGUGAAUAUUGUCCGUAACGACGAGAUACUUGAGACUUGCUGCUAAGGAAACUGUGACUGGAAGACUAAUCAGGAUGACAUACUUAGGCUGCAGAAUUUAAUACAUUUCUUUUCAUACUGAUUUUCAGCUACCUCUGUUUAAAAAAAAAAAAAAAUGUCGAUCGAGUUCCAUAAGGUUUUUUUUUCCUCCACCAACAUUUCUCAUUUCCUCCAUUGUACAUUUGAAAUGCUAUAACAUCUUCAAGUGCUGACCAUAGUGGUCUGGUUCUUAUAGUUUUAAUAGAAAAUACAAGACACAAAAGUGCUAAAAGUACAAACUUUACUGUGAAGUAUUUGGGUGAGUUUUACCGUACUCGCCAAUGUAUGUUAAAAAUUUAAAGAAGUGGUUUCAUUUCACAAAGACUCGGCAGACUGUAACUUCUGUAACAUCGUAACCCUGUGCUAAAAUAAAGAGUAUUUUGGUCU
Molecule: messenger RNA, 2753 nt
Organism: Pelobates fuscus (common spadefoot toad)
Lineage: Eukaryota; Metazoa; Chordata; Amphibia; Anura; Pelobatidae
Gene: SLC37A4
Product: solute carrier family 37 member 4
Exons: 10
Coding region: 115-1485 (456 amino acids)
Biological process (GO): phosphate ion transmembrane transport; glucose-6-phosphate transport
Cellular component (GO): endoplasmic reticulum membrane
Molecular function (GO): glucose 6-phosphate:phosphate antiporter activity
Source: RefSeq, a predicted model, not a curated record